CCAGUUGGCUGCUCACUUUGAAUUAACAUCUGACAGUAGUGGCCUUCUCCGUGCUUUGGUGCAACAGGCUUCAGGCGGUAAUUUUAUAUUGGAACGCCUAGCAGUAACUGGAAAUGAGAAGCAAUUGAAAAAUGCUUACACAAAAUAAGAUACAUUGCAUAUUGUGACUAUUAUUGAAGAUUUUAGAAAUGGAUGUUUGCUACUUCAUGUUUUUGUGCUUCGUACAGUAGUAACGCUAUUCAUUAGUUAUCGGUAAAAGUGAUUUUUUUUUUCGUCAUUCAUCUUGAGGAUUGCGUAGAAUGUUAAAUUAGAAAAAGGAUGCAGAGACUUGAAGAACUAAUGCAAUGGCAACGCCAGCAGCAGGAGAAAUUACUACGACAUCAACAAGAACAAAAGGCCUUAAUUACUUUUGAGCAAAAACGAUUGUUUCAAGAAAUAGGAUCCAUUUUAGAACAAGGAAAUAUUUUGUCAUCAACAAAAGAAAACUCUGAUAAACAAGAUGUGGAUAAUACAAAACACCAUGAGCUUCAUCUUGGAGAAGCCAGGGAAUUGGAUCAAAAGGAUACUUCUGUUCCACAGAUGCAGGGCUCCUUUGAUGAGAUGCCUGUGAAGCAAGUGACAAAGAGUUUCACCCAGUUGCUGCAGGAGAAACUCAGCACUGAUGAAAAUGGAGAUGAUGCUGAUGCAAAUGUAAAACCAAAGAGAAAGUUUUUGAAGAAAGGCGAAGGGUUAGCUCGGUACCGUAUGACUCUUGAUAAAAGCCUGAAGCGGCCUCCGCGGUUGACAAAGAAAGUAGAUUUAAUGAACGCUAAUGAAGAAAAGGGAAGGAAACUUACUGGGAACACGUCAUCUCUGGCUCCAUCUGGUAUCAAAUCUGUUGUGGCACCUGUAUCAGAAAAUCAGCAGGGGAAAAAAGGCCCUACUUCAGUGAGGACUCAUUCUGUGGAACAAACUCAUCUGAGCCUUAAUACCAAAAGUUUAUAUUCACCAAAGAAAGUACGUGGACUUCAUUGUGUGUCUGAGCAGGAGAGUCAGGACGAAUUGCAUUUGUUUGAAUUGUUGGAGCAGCAAGCAGCCAAUUCCAGUUUCUGUUCCACUUCAUCUGUUGUUAUGCGGUUUCUGGGAGAUCCUUCUGCCCAAGUUACCAACUCGGUAGAUUAUAAAAAGAAUACUUCUCAGAGUGCUACUGUAGAAAAUAGAACACUUCCACAUACAUUGAGGCAGCCGGAAAUUAUUUCAAAUCCAUAUCGAUCUUCAAACAAUUUGAAUGCUAUUUCCUCAAAUGCCAAUAUAACUAAAGCACAUGUGGGAUGCACAACCCGCAAUUCUCAACUGGAGCGAAUUGCUGAAUUCUGUGACUCUUCAUGUAAUACGCCCCUGAAAUCCACCAAUGAGAAAUUGCUCCUGAAUUCUGAACAAACUGUCCAUGAAAAAUUAGUUCCUAAUAAUAUUUAUGAAAGUGAAAAUGAAACAAAAAAAAAUGAUCUCUCAAAUUCUCUUUAUUGCAAUGGCAAAAUACCUUCUGGUGUUGAAGUUCCACAGGAUAAAGUACAAUACAGACACAAAUCCCUUUCUACUGCUCUGAGUAGCGUAGAUGACGAAACUGAUAUUUUCAGAGACUCUGAAGUGUGGAGCGACUGCAGUUGCAGUAGUUGUGGAGAGACUGGGACUGAGAGUGAACACGAAGUCCCAAAUCCUCCUCUGCAGCAAGCUGUUACUUCUGAAGAACAUUGCGAUACGGAUGAUAGUAAGAACAAAUCUGUGCAAGAAUGUACUUCUGAUCAUAGGGAUGCAAUUACCUUUAAAAGUGCUCUCCUUAAAGAACGUCUUGCAGAACUUGAAAGUGAAAUAGACAUUUUUAAGAAAGAAAAUGCUCAUUUAAAGAAAUUGAAACAACAGUACGAACGUGACAUUGCCAACUUUAAUAAAGAGAAAAAAGAACAUGAAAAAAUUCUGAAAGAAAAUACUGAAAAGAUGCAGGAAAGUAUAUUAGCUGAGCGGCGGAAACUGGCAAGAGAAAAACAGGUUUUCGAAAGAUACAGCAAGGAAAAAAAAAGUCAACCAACUCGCCAAGAAAGGGAGGAAAUUCAAGCUCUGAAACAACAGAUUGCGGAACUACAAGAAGAGCUGAUUCGCAAAGACACUCGCUGGAGUGCAAAUCAGGUGCGAACCCGAGAUCGUAUGAGACAAUUAAAUAAAGAGCUGUCUCAACUCAGAGAAGAAAACGAGAAGUUGAAAGCUGAAAAAGCUAAAAUUAAAAGGGUUCGAUUUUCUAAUCCUAAAGUGAGUAUGGUUUCAAAUACGAAAGUGUUACACAGUAUAAAUGAGAAACUUGCACAGUUAAAAGUUGACGAUUUGGAAAAUCCAAUUGUCAUUAAGAAUGUGGUUCCACGUAAACGAAUCCCAGCUCAUGUCCUCUGCCAAAGUACAAAUGAUAUGAAAGGAAAAGAUUUGGAGAGAAAUACUAAAAUCAUUCAUGCUGUGCCUGACUUGCAAAGUAAGUUGCAAAAGGCAACAGUUAAUGCAGAUAAACAAAAUGAUGACACAUAUCAGAAUUUCAAUGAUGAGAGCAAUAUCUCUGAAAAAAUAAUGUACAGAAACUCAGAUGAAGAAGUAUUCAUUUCAGAAGAAGCUUGUGAAAGUAAGAGUCAUUCAGAUAGUGCAGAUACCUCCCCAAUGCAUAUGUUAGUAUACCAUUCCUUUUUCCCUAGUCAGCAUGAAGCAGUUUCAAGGGAUGUUGAUGAACAGAACACCGAUCUGCACAUAGAUCAAAAUUCAGAUGAAAUACUGGAGAAUGAGAUAUCCGAAACUCCUCAAAAUGGAAGUAAUUCAUAUUCUUUAGUUAAAAAUCAAAAUGUAAUUAGUCACCCACUUAAAAACACUGUUGAUACAGAUGGACCACUUUCCCCUCUUUCUGAAGUGUGUGUUUUGAGUCAAAUGACUGAAACCCAAAUGUCAUCUGAAUCUUUGAAUGAGAAUGCUAAAAAAAGAGAUUUUUCCGAAAUUGUACAUACGGAUGGAACCAGAGAAAAGAAUUUUUCUGAUGGGCGUCAAGAAAUUUGGUAUGCAAACGGCAAUGUGAAAAAAGUAUCCCCUGAUAAAAUGACAACUAAAAUGAUUUAUUUUAAUGGUGAUGUCAAAGAAAAAUAUUUUGAUGGAAUUGAGAAAUAUUAUUAUGCAGGAACAAAAACUUGGCAAACAACUUACUCUGAUGGCCGAGAAGUUAUAGAGUUUCCCAGUGGCCAGGUAGAGUGCAAGAUGCCUAAUGGAACUGUUGAAAUAACAUACCCAAAUGGAAGUACACUGUUGAAGCACAGAGAUGGACACGAGAAGUUGACUUUGACUGAUGGAACAGUUGUGAGCACAAGUGCUUCAGGUAUUAAGGAGAUUGUCUAUCCUAAUGGACAAAAAGAAAUACAUGCAGAAGAUCAUAAAAGAAGAGAGUAUCCUGACGGUACUGUGAAGUUAGUUUAUCUUGACGGAUCUCAAGAAUCAAGAUAUGCUUCAGGGAGAGUGAGACGAAAAGACAAAGAUGGGAAUAUCAUCAUGGAUUCUGUUAGGACAUGACACAGUUAUAAAUAUAUUUGUAUAGAAAAUCACCAUUUACAAUGUUACAGUGUUUCAGAACAUUCCAUUUUCUAUGUUUGUUACUAAAUAAAUAAUUUUAAAUAUACA
Messenger RNA from Gryllus bimaculatus (two-spotted cricket), 3675 nucleotides. The record is from the annotation of a GenBank genome assembly. NCBI's taxonomy places the organism in Eukaryota, Metazoa, Arthropoda, Insecta, Orthoptera, Gryllidae.